Chara braunii is the source of this 3079-nucleotide messenger RNA. The record is from the annotation of a GenBank genome assembly. NCBI's taxonomy places the organism in Eukaryota, Viridiplantae, Streptophyta, Charophyceae, Charales, Characeae.
GGGUGAGACAGGCGGAGGCAGGAAGAGCCAAGGGCGCAGACACGAGGAGGCAGGGGGAGGCACGAGGAGAAAAGGAAAGCUCUUUUUUUUUUUUUUUUUUUUUUUUUUUUUUUCGUCUCUCUCUCUUGCAAGAUCAGGUUGCAGUCAUCAUCAUCAUCAUCAUCAUCUUACAGAUGGACUCUGAUGACUCACGGCCAGCUGCAUGGGAUUGUCCCACGUGCACAUUCCAUAACUCCAAAGUUGGUGAUCUCUACUGCCAGGUCUGUGGCGCUCCGAGGUUAGACAAACGAUUUCCUAAAUCGGCAUCCGUUCCCAUUUUAGGAAAUGGAUCGAUGAUAUCGAGGGUAAUGGCUGAGCAAUUUCCAGCUGGAGGUAGAGGAGGGGCAACUGAGUGGAUUUGCAGCGUCUGCACUCUGGUUAAUAAGAGUACGUCUUUGGGGCCUAAUGGGGAGAUGGAAUGCGAUGCGUGCGGAGAACCGAGGAAGAUGGAAGGUAGUGAUGACGAUGAAGAUGCAAGUGUUGAUGGCUAUGGUGGAGACGAUGCUUGCGCAAGUGUUGAUGGCUAUGGAGGAAACAAUACAAGGGUUGAAAGUGGAAGAGGAGGAGAGAGGGGGGGUGUGAAUGAGGUGAAGGUAUCUGAUGAUGAUGAUGAAGAAGAGAACGAAGCGGAUGUACGAGGUCGCAGGGGUGGGAUGGGGGGGUCGCCAGAUACAAGGUAUUAUCGGGAGCAGGAGGAGGGGGCGCCGGGGGGAGCGCGGGGGAUCAGACGCGCUGAUGCCACCGAACAACGGCGCGCUACAGGAACGACGCAGCGAGGGGAGAUGGGGACAAUGGCGCGGUCUGUUGUGGUCCGCGGCCCGAAACCUGCGCACAGGAAGAGAGAAUUUGAGGAGGAGGAGGAGGAGGAGGAGGGGACGGACAGCCUGGCCUCUUUCCUACAUGAGAAGGAAGCGCGGGGGCGGCGAGAUCGACCUUUCCGGAGUUGGAAACGACAGAGAGGAAACGAUGAAGAUACCGACAGAGGAGGAGGAGGAGGAGGAGGAGGAGGAGGAGGAGGAGAGAGAGGAGGUGGAAUAGGAGAUGGCAGAAGUGCUCCAGCGAAGGUUGAGCAUGGUCUUGCAGUGGGAAACUCGUCUACUCCGACGGUGCUGCAAGGAGGGAGUACGUGCUUGGAGAUUGAAGCUGUCGAAGUACCGAAGUCGCCAGUCCUGGGGGACAAUCGGUGGCUGGCCAUGCUUCAUGCUGAGCGCGACGCGAGGAGAAGAAAGGCAGCUGCUGCCAUGGCAACGAACACAAACAGCGAUGCUGUGGAGAAGAAGAAGGAGGAGGAGGAGGAAAAAAAGCUAAUCGGUUGGGGAGGAGGAGAGAAUAAAACGAAAACAGGAAAUACAAAAGAGGGUCUUUCCGCUCUAACAGAUCAUCUUGGCCUGGUCAGGGUUGUGGGACAAGGAGGAGAAGAGGUAGUGGGAGGAGGAGGAGGAGGAGGAGGAGGAGGAGGAGGAGGAGGAGGGCUAGUGGGAGCAGAUGGCAGGCGGCGAGUAGGGGUAUUUGGCGGAGGAGGAGAUGGCGGGCGAGGGGUAGGGGUAGUGGGAACAGAUGGCGGGCGUGGAGUAGGGGUAGUGGGAGGAGGAGGAGGAGGAGGAAGAGGAGGAGGAGGGGGAGGGUGGGGAGUAGGGGGAUUUGGAGGAGGGGGAGGGGGAGGAGGCGGGGCAAAUGCUGUGAGGAAAGGAAUCGCCGCCGCCAAAGGACCAAUGAUUGACCACCGAGGAGUUGAUAGGGUACCUGUGGAGAAACACCUACCGUCGCAAUCACACCUGGAGAGGGAUACCGACAGGUAUGAAGAGUCUGGGGGGGCAAUCCGUUCACAGAAUCUGGGCGGGAUAAGCAUUCUGACGUACAACGUUUGGUUCAAGGAAGACGUGGCACUGAAUGUUCGUAUGAAAGCUCUCGGAGACUUGAUUGACAAACACGAUCCUGAAGUCAUCUGCCUUCAGGAGGUCACGCCGAACAUAUGCACCCUCUUUGACCGCGCCUCUUGGCGUCGUCAUUACCGAUGGUGUAGUCUGAAUCCUCCCCUACCAGGUGGAUCUAACAGCCUCAACAAUAGCAGCAACGUCAACAUCAAUAGACCCUACUUCGUCCUCCUCUUGUCUAGGAUCCCUGUGAUCUCGAUGCGUGUGCAUCCGUUCAGAAACUCCAUCAUGGGAAGGGAGAUCUGUAUCGCGUCGGUGACGUUGGAUGAUGGACGGAAUCUGACGGUGGCAACGACCCAUCUGGAGAGUCCAUGUCCAGCCCCCCCAAGCUGGAAUCAGAUGUUUAGUGGGGAGAGAGUGGCGCAGGCAAAAGAAGCAAUAGAGGUGCUGAAGGACGAACAGAACGUGGUGUUCUGUGGAGAUAUGAAUUGGAACGAGAAGCUGGAUGGGGCGCCGCCUUUGCCCAAAGGAUGGGUAGAUGCAUGGGAGCAGCUGCGUCCCGGGGACCCCGGGCUGACCUACGACUGCAAGGCGAACGCGAUGCUGACAGGGCGACUGAGGAAUCGGCUAGAUCGGAUGUUCUGUAAGUUAAACGAUUUUGUGCUUUCUGAUAUCGAAAUGAUUGGCACCACGCCAAUUCCAGGAGAGACGUACCAGAAAGAGGCUAAGGUGAAGAAACAGACGCAGAUGCUGACACUGCCUGUGCUGCCCAGCGAUCAUUUCGGUCUGCUGUUGAAGGUUGUGCCAAGGGGGCGAUGACUGGUUUUGUGUGUGUGUGUGUGUGUGUGUGUGUGUGUGUGAGAGAGAGAGAGAGAGAGAGAGAGAGAGAGAGAGAGAGAGAGAGAGAGAGAGAGAGNGAGAGAGAGAGAGAGAGAGAGAGAGAGAGAGAGAGAGAGAGAGAGAGAGAGAGAGAGAGAGAGAGAGAGAGAGAGUUGAGUAAUGGAAUGGCCGGAAGUACAGGAGGAAGAAGCAAACCCAGGGGCACCAGCAAAGAGGAUUUACGGAGGGAGAGAGAGAGAGAGAGAGAGAGAGGACGGGUUGAGAUAAUGGAAUGGCCGGAAGUGCAGAGGGAAGAAGCAAACCCAGGGGCACCAUUAAAGAGGAUU